This is a messenger RNA of Linum tenue, 1019 nucleotides long. The record is from the annotation of a GenBank genome assembly. NCBI's taxonomy places the organism in Eukaryota, Viridiplantae, Streptophyta, Magnoliopsida, Malpighiales, Linaceae.
GGUAAUGUUGUUGCCCUUCUGCAUUCUUUUUUCAGCAAUCUCCCUCAAGAAUGGCUAGAAGGAACUCAUGUGAUUGUAAAAAAUCUCCGGCCCAUAAAAUCAGUUGCAAUGCUGAGAAUAGCAUUCCGUAUCAUGGGUCCAUUACUUCCUAGACUAGCAAAUGCUCAUACGUUCUUCAACAAGAUCUUGGCAUUGCUCCUGAAUAUGAUGGUCGAUGUUUUCGGGAGGAACUCAGAACCAUCUACGAGUGCAGGAGCAUCAGAAAUAUCAGAUAUAAUUGAUUUCCUGCAUCAUGUUGUGCAUUAUGAGGGGCAAGGCGGACCUGUCCAGGCUAACAGCAAGCCUAGGCCAGAGGUUCUGGCUCUUUGUGGGAGAGCCAUUGAAAAUCUAAGACCAGAUGUACAGCACCUUCUCUCCCAUUUGUCGCCGGAUGUGAAUUCUUCCAUAUAUGCAGCCACCCACCCAAAGCUGGUCCAAAACCCAUCUUGAUCAUUGGAUCACAGCACAGGUUCCUUGUAUUGCUGCAGAGUAUGCAGUAAAACUCCAGCUCGCCGUCAUGAAACUGCCUGAAUCAAUCAGCUGCAAAAUUUCAGAGUCUGUCUUGGUAGCACGGACGAGGGUGUUGCAGUUCCCUAAAGCUCCAGUAGGCUGAAGUGAACAGAGUGUGCCAUAACUUGUGCAGUAGAUGCAACCGCCGGAACGUUGCUUGUGUGUGCUGCCAUGAACAUGGCGAUUUUGCUGACUGGAUUCUCUGCUGCUGCUGAAUCCAGUGACGUUAGGUGUUGCAUGAAAUUCCGAUGUGUAUAUGUAGACAUGGAUGAAUAAACCAAAGUGCAGUUGUAUUAUUAACUCUUGAUUAGUUAGUUAGUUAGUUGGGAGCACUAAUAAGUAACAACACUUUUUACUGCACAACUAGGUGUCGUCCUAAAUUUACUAUAAUCGCCCUGAAAGGAGCAGAUCUCUCUUGUUGUCGUUCGUGUCUCAAUUUGCACGAUCCAGAAGAACCAACUCAAAUACUC